Molecule: messenger RNA, 1371 nt
Organism: Trichoderma virens Gv29-8
Lineage: Eukaryota; Fungi; Ascomycota; Sordariomycetes; Hypocreales; Hypocreaceae
Exons: 1
Coding region: 1-1371 (456 amino acids)
Molecular function (GO): protein binding
Source: RefSeq, a predicted model, not a curated record
AUGGCGCCCAGAUCGUUCAUGGACUGCCCUCUCCAGCUGCAACUGGCUAUCUUGGACCAUCUAUCAGUUCACGACCUUCGCCAUCUAAGUGUCGUCAAUAAGGGCUUUCGGCAACUCGCUGAGCCUUGUCUUUAUUCCGACAUCCGACUGACGUGGUCUUGCGACCAGACGCCGCCCCUCACGCAGCUAGUGCGGACCAUUCUCGAGAGGCCUGAGCUCAGGCUUAAUGUCCGCCGCCUGAACCUGGAUGGCAGUGGCUUCACAGAGAGCUUCACCCAUGCCGACAUCGAGCCACCCCCCUUGCCCAUCUCUGCUCUCCCGGUGACCGCAGCAGCUGGGCAGAUUAGAUCAACCGGCGUACCUGGAGCUGACCAGUGGAUUCGAGAGUUGCAAGCUGGCGCAGUCGAUGCACUGGUCGCCCUGCUCAUCUCUACGCUACCCAACCUGAGACACCUCUGCCUCGAUUCUAAUUUUACGAUUGAGAGCUUCCAUCUAGGCGCUGUCUUCAGGUGCGCUAUACAAGAUGGCGGGCGAGAGGGAUCAACGCUGCCCAAGUUCCAGUUUCUCAGAGACGUCACAUUCGCCCGCAGGACCCAUGAAUGGCGCCACCGGAGCGUCAACAAUACGCCUGAUGUGCUACCAUUCUUCUCGCUUCCGGCUAUCCAGAGCCUAUCUGUAUCCAUCGACAACCCCGUAAACUGGCCAUUUACGCUGGCCAACUCGACUCUAACAUCGCUCAAGCUAUUCAGGCUUCGAGAGACACAACUUGAGUUUCUUCUCCCGUCGCUGAAAUCACUUCGGAAGCUACAUUGGAAUUGCUAUUAUCAAGAGAACCUUGACAACUUUGCGAGCAAGGAUGUGAUUGACCUCGACGUCCUAGUCGAGGCGCUGCAUCAUGUGAGCGAGACGUUAACAGACUUGAUCAUCGAGCCUGAAACAGACCCCGAUUAUUUAAGUGGGCAAUACGAGGCACCGGACCGCGAGAUUCGGGGAUCGUUACAGGGCCUCGCGAAGAUGGGACAUCUUCAAAAGCUCGAAAUCCCAUGGGCUUUCCUCAUGGGGCUGGCCCCAGACUCUGCGCUGAAGACAGCUGUGCGCCUGGGGGAAGUGCUCCCUCCUAGUCUUGAGAUGCUCACUUUGAAUGAUUGUCUGCUGAACUAUGAGCUAUGGGACUGGCAAGACGAGAUAUUUGUUAGUGGGAUCAAAGCCGUGCUUGGUAAUGAGGAUACCAUGUUAACGUUGCCGAAACUGCAGUGUAUAGAAAUGCCUUUUUCAUCUUAUAGUACUUGCGGUGAUAGCAUAUCUGACGAGCUCAGGGCUGAGCUUGACCAGAUGAGUUUGCAGUCUGGUAUAACUUUAAGGGCAAUUUAA